AUAUCAAACAUAUUACGUGCAUACCAUAUUCUCCAACAGGACAGGCCAUUGUAGAAAGAGCCAAUGGAACGCUAAAACAAUAUUUAGAGAAAUUUAAGGAGAUCACAGAUGCUAGGGAAAGGAUAGACAAAGUAUUAUUUGUAUUAAACUACCUGUGCAUAUUUGGUGAGGAUGAUGAGCCACCUGCAAUUCGUCACCACUUGGUGGACCGAAAGAAUAAUAAUCAAAGCAUGAGAGUUAGAUAUCGAGACAUGAAAACAGGUCAAUGGCUAGGGCCAGUCGACGUAAUUUAUAUAGGUAGGGGUUAUGUGUGUGUCUCUUCCCCCACAGGUCCUGUCUGGGUCCCUAGCCGCUUCGUGAGACCCGCCGUCGAAGAAGGAACAGCAGAAAGAGGACCCCAACAUGAUCGAGAGAAGAAUGAUCAGUGCGACGAUGCUGGGCUUGAUACUAAUGGCCACCAGAGUACACACCAUAACAAAGAUCAGUCCACAUGACAAUAUGUGGGUCACUUGGGCUAAUCAAACAGGUCAAUCGGCAUUUUGUCUGUCCCUGGCUACUGCCAGAGACCCCUUCCGAACCUGUCUUUUUGGGGUCCCCAUUGGAGAUCCUACGGAGUUACAAUCAUUGUUCAAAGAAUAUGUUAAUGUAAGCGCGGGUUCCUUUUACUAUUAUUGUAAUGGCACUAAGUUUACCGGAGAUGGAACAAUUGAGAAUCUGAUUUGUAAGAAUGAUUCGACAGCAAACAAUGUGGUGACACUACUAAAAAGAUUACAUAAAACGUUGCCCUGGGACCCGCAAGAAUUAGACCUUUUGGGUUCGGUGGCCGUUGGUAAUAGCAGCCAAAACUGGACUCGAACAUGUUUUAUACUAAGGACUGGAGGCCAGCGAGGACAGUGGACCAAUAUUACAAGCAAGACAUAUGGGUUUGAUCCAGAGGGACCAUACUGUGGGUAUAAUGACAGCAGCGACAAUGUCACUGUGUUCGGGGCCAGGGUAACCGCUCGGGUUGGUCUUCGGGGACCUAAGGCAUUACCCCCGGGAAUAUUCUUAAUUUGCGGGGACAGGGCAUGGCAGGGAGUACCAGCUAACCCAAUGGGGGGUCCCUGUUACAUAGGCCGACUAACACUUUUCGCUCCUAAUCUACACGAUCAACAAUGGUUAAAUUUAACUCGAGCAAUGCAGAUUUAUAAACGAUCCAAGCGUAGUCUAACGACAUUAGGGUCUGACUGUAAAGAUGAUGUGCAGUUGUGGGGCCCCGCAAAAAGGAUUUUCGCUGCGGCUUUAGCGCCAGGAGUAGCAGUUGCUCACGCUAUGACUAAUUUAGGAAAGCUUGCUUGCUGGGCUGUUAAGCAAUCAAAUGUUACAACAGAAAUAAUUACUGAAUUGUCACAAGACAUGGACAGCUUGCGGCAUGCCGUACUGCAAAAUAGAGCUGCUAUUGAUUUUUUGCUAUUAGCACAAGGACAUGGAUGUGAAGACUUUGAGGGAAUGUGUUGCUUUAAUCUUUCGGAUCAUGGCCAAUCAAUCCAUGACCAGCUAAAGUGGCAAAAGGUUCACACUCAGAAGGUUACGAUAGAGAAUGACUGGUUUGAAGGUAUAUUUAGGAGGUUAUUCGGCAAUAUUGGAGGUUGGUUUAUGGGACUGAUCAGAGAAGGUUUACGCAUCUUGCUAAUAAUCAUACUAAUCAUAAUUGCCGCGAAAAUAAUCUUUAGUUGCUUGACCAGAAAGCUUGAACAGCUAUCGGAGAAGGUUUUUCUGAUCCAAAAUAAAAACGGGGGAAUUGUAGAGGAAUGGCUUGAGCGUAGAGGUCACCUAAACAUUGAGCAAUUAGAUGAGGACGAUCUUGCCAAAUACCGCACACCGCUAGUAUAAGAUUAGGCUAACCGUAAAACAUAAGGCUUGCAGCUGACAGCUGUAAAAGGGAUAGAAGAACAGUGUCCUUGGAGCAAGGAAUACAGUGUCCUUGGGGCUAUAGUUAGCUCUAAAAAGAGAACUUGUGGUUUUAGCUGUCUGCACUA
This is a messenger RNA of Anas platyrhynchos (mallard), 2018 nucleotides long. The record is from RefSeq and is a predicted model, not a curated record. Lineage: Eukaryota; Metazoa; Chordata; Aves; Anseriformes; Anatidae.